CGUUAAUGUAUUCAAACAGAGAAGUUGUGCAAGGAUUUGACAGACCUCGUGGUUACCGAGAUACAAAAACAGAAAGAAAAAUGGCUGACAUGACUGAACAGAGAAAAUAGACAGAUUGAGAAGGAAUUUGAUGUGAUGGAUACUGAUAAAAGUGGAACUCUAGAUCGACAAGAAAUUAGGGAUUUCCUGGAUAAGAGAGCUAAAUAAGCAUUAUCAAAAAAUGGCCAAAAAGGCAAAGGGAGACAGUGAGGAAGUCAAAAACCGAAUUAAAGAGGAAGAGGAAAUGUUCUUCAGAGUCAUGGAUGAAUUAGAUCUAGACGCUGAUGGUGAAGUUACGAAACAAGAAUAUGUUCGGGCUGUGCUGCUUAAGCAUCAGAAACUGUUUGACAAAGAAGAGGUGAUUAAGGAAGAAAUGGAAGACCUUGAGCUAAAGUAUAAAAUUUUGAAUGAGAAUCAAUACAGAGCUACUAGUGGGUACUAUGAUCAAAUGGCGAGGAUACAAAAUUUGUAUAAGGUUACAGUGGUAGAAGCAAGAAACUUGGAAAUCGCUGAUGUCCUGAGUGGCACUUCAGACCCGUAUGUGAUCUUAAGCUAUGCUGGUCAGGUUUCUAAAACUACAGUAAAAUAAAACAAAUCUUAAUCCUUUUUGGAUAGAAACUUUCGAAUUCGAUAAAGUAGCCAAAGAUGUUAGAAUGGAAAUCACUGUUUAUGACUAUGAUGCAGCUAUGAAAGAUGAUAUUAUUGGGAAAAUAGACAUAGACCUUGAAGAUUACUCACAAAAUGGAGAAGAAGAGCAUGUUACACUUUAUCUUCUUGACGAGAAUAAUAAAGAGACUGACUCAAGCCUCAAGCUAAUAAUCCAGCACAUUGCUCAUGGGAACACUAACUUUGAGAAAGAAAAGGAAAAACUUAGUAGACAAUUGGAUGCUAAAGAAAUAGAACUGGAGUCUGUUCGUAAAAUGGUAGAACUUUCUGAUAAAUCUCAUGCGAUUUUUAAUAUUGAAGAAGAGGAGAAAAAGAUGGACAAGAAAAUCACUUCCGCUCUUCAAGAAGGAUCUGGAGGAAAAAUUUCUGAAAGAUUGACAAGACUGACAGAAAACUUCCCUUGGACUUGGUUUUUACUAGGAGUUCUCGCUGUUUAUACAUUCUUUACAUUACUUGCUUGAUUCUACAGACCUGACUUCUGGGAUGUCUGCAAUUGAUGACUUGGAUUCUUUUUAGUCUCUAUUCCUUUCCAUUCAACACAAAGGAUGUAUUGGUUUUUAGUAUUAUCAAUAGCACUCUCAAUAAUAUUCGAUAUACUCUUCCUCAUCGUUACAAGCGAUUGGCCAGACAAACAUACCUAUGAUGGCGAAGUGGAGCAUGGUAUCAGAGAGUUUUGCCGAAUCAUUUCUUACAUUCUUAUUUUUGUAAAAAUAAUAGUAUUUUGAAUCUUCUUUUAUGUGGCUUUGAAAUAUUUCACCAUCAUUGAUCCAAUCAAGAAGGAAGAAGCGAUGUUUAGGAGGUACUAUAACCCCAAAUUUGACCCGAGAUAUGCCAAUGAGUUUGACCCAGCCUACCAUGGUCGUGGCGGAAGGAACAAUGGCAGGUAUGGCAGACGAGGCAGAUAUGGAGGCUUUGCCCCUCAAGAAGAAGGAGGCUAUACAGAUGACAUCUAUAAUGGGAGAUACAACAAUGCUCAUGGUUAGGCAUUAGAAAUUUAAGCCUCCAGACUUUUUGUCCGAAUUAUUAUGAAAAGCUAGAAAUUUUAAACAGUUUUAAAUC
Moneuplotes crassus is the source of this 1764-nucleotide messenger RNA. Lineage: Eukaryota; Ciliophora; Spirotrichea; Euplotida; Euplotidae. The record is from the annotation of a GenBank genome assembly.